CUCUCUCUCUCUGUCUCACACACCCUCUCUCUCUCCCUGACUGUGAUCGAUCUUCGUGGUUUUGCAAAGGGGGUUAGCAGUGUAAACAGAAGUCCGAGGGUUCAGGAGAGUGGGACGUGCGAACAUGUUGCUAUUUUGCACAUUUGUUGCCGCUUGACUCGUCCCCAACCCGUUUGCAUUGGUUGCAUUUGACGUGAAACUCAGAUGGAAGCUGAACAGCUGGUGCAAGACUUCAACACACAAGUGGCUCUGUACCGUGAGCUGGUCAUUUCCAUUGGAGAUGCCUCUGUGGACUGUCCCUCUCUUCGAGCCCAGAUGCAAAAGACACGGAUCAAGGGUUGUGAGAUGGCACAAAACGCACACCAGAAGCUCUCAGCUAUCUCAGGACCUGAAGAUGGGGAAAUCCAUCCAGAAAUUUGCAGGCUUUAUAUCCAGCUCCAGUGCUGCCUAGAAAUGUAUACAACAGAGAUGCUGAAAUCCGUCUGCCUGCUGGGGUCCCUUCAGCUUCAUCGGAAAGGAAAGGAUUCUUCAGCAGUAUUAGACAGUAAAAUGGAAGAAAGUUCCCAGGCUCCAAUUUUAGAAGAAGCAUCAUCAUCAACUCUGCAAGAUCUACAACAGUAUUCUUGGCAUGUUUCCACAGAUAUAGAAAACACUGAAAGAGACAUACGAGAAAUGAAAAAUCUUGUGAGCAAACUCAGGGAGACUAUGCCUUUACCAUUAAAGACCCAAGAUGAUAGCAGUCUCCUAAAUCUGACUCCAUACCCACUCGUGAGAAGGAGGAAAAGAAGAUUUUUUGGACUUUGUUGCCUUGUGUCAAGUUAGGAUAGUGAAUGCAAAAUGGAAAGUGGACAAGAUUGUCAGAAUAAAUUCAUCACAAUACUUAUGGUGAAAAGAUAUAUCCCCCACUCUUUUACUUACUCCUAUUGUUUUGUGUCAAUAUUUGUUUUAAUUUUUGCUGUACAGAAUGGU
This is a messenger RNA of Callorhinchus milii (elephant shark), 969 nucleotides long. It is a transcript of the gene rgs7bpa, whose product is annotated as regulator of G protein signaling 7 binding protein a. The record is from RefSeq and is a predicted model, not a curated record. The transcript has 6 exons. Gene Ontology annotation, cellular component: nucleus; postsynapse; neuron projection. Gene Ontology annotation, biological process: G protein-coupled receptor signaling pathway. The coding region runs from base 205 to 822 and encodes 205 amino acids. NCBI's taxonomy places the organism in Eukaryota, Metazoa, Chordata, Chondrichthyes, Chimaeriformes, Callorhinchidae.